Molecule: messenger RNA, 3383 nt
Organism: Varanus komodoensis (Komodo dragon)
Lineage: Eukaryota; Metazoa; Chordata; Lepidosauria; Squamata; Varanidae
Product: protein SSUH2 homolog
Exons: 13
Coding region: 216-1286 (356 amino acids)
Source: RefSeq, a predicted model, not a curated record
GCGAGUGAAGGCGUGCAAGUAGCCAUGGCGCAAGAGAGCCAGGCAAUCCGGUGAGAGUCUUUUAACUUUCCGUGUUUUCCUGGCGGGACUCUGCGCUCUUCACGCCACGAGGGAAGCCAGGAAGUGGGCCUGUGCGCAGAGUAUCAGCUCAUCCAACUUACGGAGCUAUUGACCAGAUACCUGCUGAAAGUGCAUUUGAUCUCCCUUCUGAGGCCAUGAGUCAAGUCCCUUCUGCUCCUCCUGUCUAUGAUGUGAACAAUAUUGCUGGAUAUGAAGGCACAACAGAUGGAGAUGGUGGCGGAAGGUAUUUCCCUCCUCCACCUAAUUCAGUUCCAGAUCGUGGAGAUGAGCCACCACCAGCUCUGAGAAAUUGGACCAUUCCUGCCAUUUCAGAAGAUGAAGCGCAAGAAGCUUUGAUCCAGUAUGUUGCAAGCAAAUGUUGCUAUGGCAAAGCACCAGCCAAAGAGAUGAUGUUUCAGGAUCUACAGUCAUUCAAUACCUACAGAUAUCGUCUGGAGACUUUCACUGAAUCAAGGUCCACUGUAUGGAAAACAGAACCAUAUAAUGGUGAAAUAGUAGAUUCCUACCUGUGUGGUGCACCUCCUUUGCCUUGGGAUAUAAUAGUGGACAUUCCCGUCAUGUUCACCGAUCAGAAGAAGAAAAUCAAAGUGCCACACACAUCAUCAGUAAAGGGAUGCCCAUGCUGUGGAUGUUCAGGGAGACGUCCUUGCCAAAAAUGCCGCGGUCUAACUAGGCAACAGUGUUGGGUAUGUCAUGGUAAGGGAUACCGGAUGAACAAUGAGAGGUGCACAGAAUGUCUUGGAACUGGAACUAGCAUGUGUGAUAAGUGUUCUGGUCUGGGAACAACUGCAUGCAGCGACUGUGGAGGAAGAGGACAGUUGCUGUCUUACAUUGAGCUGCAAGUUGUAUGGAAGAAUAAUGUGUUUGAAUACCUGGCAGAUCAAAGAACUGGGUUUCCUACUGAGCUUUUUAAAGAAGUUAGUGGACAGAAGCUGUUUGUCGAUGAGCAGUACAUGGUAUAUCCAGUGACUGGUUUCCCGGAAGGUUCCAUCAAUCAGGCCUCCCGGAAUGCCAUUGAACAACAUAAAACUCAGUUUGGAUCCACUGCUCGGAUAUUGAGGGAGAGGCAAACGAUCGAGCUGUUAUUUCUUACCCGGGUGGAAUAUGAAUGGCAUCGAAAAUCCUACUCCUAUUUCGUGUAUGGAAAUGAGCACAAGGUGUACGCGGAGAAUUACCCUCGAAAGUGUUGCUGCGCUAUCCUAUAGAUCAUUCCAACCCUGCUGGGGACACCUGCUGGGUUGGGUAGGUGCCCUGCCCCCUUGCUUUAAAGAAGUGCAUUGACCUGCAUUAGAAGGAUAACAGAAGAUGAUGUCUUUUAACACUUCCAACAGUGCACAGGUUGCACAGCUUCUAGAUUAUGGAUCAUAUGUAUCGAUUUCUGGGCAAUUGACAUCUAGGGGUGUUUCUGGACAGGGCUCCUAAUGCUAUCAAUUUGAAGGCAGUGCAGAAUAAUUCCAUCUUGGAUUUUUUGCAACAAGACAAAAAGAGGGAAGAAGUAGUGGGAGGGUUACUAGUGGAAGAUGCUGUCAUCGAAUCCCCUGCCCAGUUGCACUGAGACACAGGCAUGGAGCUCGCCUUGAUGCGCCCGCACUUGCUGAUCAGUUGCAGUGCAGAAGACAUUAACUCUGCAGUACAAUCAAUGCCUGUUGCUUUAAGGGCCCUGCAAACCUCUUUAGGUCACUUGCUCAGCAUUUCCAUUCAUUCUGAUUUUGGUGUGAUGCCUGCAGCAUUGUGUAGGAGUAAGACGAGCUGACUCCUUCAUUUUAAUUUUCAUAAAUGGAAAGGUUUUUAGAUUCUAAGGGGAAAAUCUACUUUUUAAAAUAAUAGUUCAGAAAUUCUUGGCCUAAUAGUAACUGAGCUUGUGCAUUGAAGCAUUAAACACGAUCAUUUUUUCUAAUAGCAUGCUGGUUGGUGCCAUGCCAACAAAUAUAGCAGCACAGCAGGAUGAUCUCAAGAGAAAGCUUCUGCAAACACGGAAUACCUGGUAUGCAGGGAAACAUUUUGAGUUGGGGAGAACGUAGGAGGACAAAAGAAAUCACAAAAUUCCUUGAACUGACCCCACUUUCCAGUGCAGUCAAGGUCCUUUAAAUUGUAGGAUGAUCUCAUUCUUAGCUUAAACAAUCCUUUUAGGGAGAAGCUAAUUAGCAUCUGCAGAAAAAUGCUACUGCUGAUCAAAAUUAUGGAUGGAACUGUUUGAGCAGAGCAUUCUUGUCCAUUCCGGAAAUGGAUUGCAGAAUCCAGAGGGGCUUCCAUAAUCCAUUCCUGAGUUUGUGUGGAGUGAGUGAUGCGUUCGUCUCCAUCAAGACUUUGCGGAGUGGAAGUACCUCUCCCUCUUCAUUUCGAACCGGAAACCCGCCAAACAGUUCUCCCUCAGCACCCCAGCCUCUCAGCAUUCACAGUAGAGCAGGAAAGCAGACAGGUGGCUAACAGCAUCCCAGCCCAUUCUUUCUGUGCUGCCCAUCUUGUUUACUGGCUGCCAAUCUUCUUUGCAGUAGCAGAGAAGCAGGCCUGAGUUGGUCCUCUCCCCUGAGCGCGUGGCGUGUUCCACAUGGAGCAAUGUCUCUGUGCGAGGACAACCAGUGGCACUGUUUUCCCUCCCCUUUCUGAGAGGAAAGUACUGUGCAGACUGAGUUUCCGUGAGCAGACUGUGUUUUGGACACUUGUGUUUCGGACACUUAGGGGCACCAGCCAUUCCCAUUAAAGCGAUCUGGCUGCUGCUUUGCUCUGAAAGCAAAUGGUGCUGGAAACACAGAGAUGCAAUCUGACCAGGAAAGGAGCUGUGGCUGGGACUGUUCCUCCGUCAAAGGGCUGAGUGGCCCCUGCUAGAAUUAGUGCUCCUGUAGGGACAGUGCUGAAAGCUUAGAGGCACAAAUUGGAUUGGCUUUGCUGUUGCCUGGAAGAACAUAAUGGGUGGCCUCAUUCGAAUUAGCUGCAGUUGCUAUUAAGCUGGGGUGAUUUGAGUUACAAUAGCUUCUUGCACUGCAGUUUAUAUUGGUUGAAAUUCCACGUGGUUGGUUUCUGCUAGCUGGGAUCUGGUUUUUUCCUCCUGUGGAUGAAUUUGGGACCAUAAAGAGCUACAGGUCCUUUUUUGGUGCCACCUUCCGGUUAUGUAUUUUAAUACACUUGGAGUGGUGCUAUGCACUAGUUUUCCUGCAAAGAAACAAGAGAAACCGACAACGGUUUGGCAGAAGAUACCAAUUUUCACUUGAAGUUUUUGAACUUGGGAUCAUCACUGUGGACUUUUGUUACUAUUUUGCAGCUUCUGUUAUGACUUAAUAGUUUGAAUAAAUACUUUUGCUACA